Messenger RNA from Grammomys surdaster, 4226 nucleotides. RefSeq names its product serine/threonine/tyrosine interacting protein (gene Styx). Gene Ontology annotation, molecular function: protein tyrosine/serine/threonine phosphatase activity; F-box domain binding. Gene Ontology annotation, cellular component: nucleoplasm; cytoplasm. Gene Ontology annotation, biological process: regulation of ERK1 and ERK2 cascade; negative regulation of SCF-dependent proteasomal ubiquitin-dependent catabolic process; negative regulation of protein binding. The record is from RefSeq and is a predicted model, not a curated record. The transcript has 11 exons. NCBI's taxonomy places the organism in Eukaryota, Metazoa, Chordata, Mammalia, Rodentia, Muridae. The coding region runs from base 198 to 869 and encodes 223 amino acids.
CAGCAUGGCGGCCAGCCGCGCACCGCCCUGCUCUCUGCCUUCCUGUCGCAGCCGCCUGGACCCUGUGGUCCGCAAGUGCUUGCUGUGAGCCCGCCGCGCGUCAGCCCGCCCUCCUCCCGCCCUCCUUCCCUUGUCGCCUCUGCCAGCCCAGGGGGGCGGCUGGGCGCACCGCGCCCACCCGUCGGGGCCCUGGGACCAUGGAGGACGUGAAAUUGGAGUUCCCUUCGCUCCCGCAGUGCAAAGACGACGCCGAGGAGUGGACUUACCCUAUGAGACGGGAGAUGCAGGAAGUUUUGCCUGGAUUGUUCUUAGGCCCAUACUCUUCUGCUAUGAAAAGCAAGCUACCUAUAUUGCAGAAACAUGGCAUAACUCAUAUAAUUUGCAUACGGCAAAAUAUUGAAGCAAACUUUAUUAAACCAAACUUUCAACAAUUAUUUAGAUAUUUAGUCUUGGAUAUUGCUGAUAAUCCAGUUGAAAACAUAAUACGUUUUUUUCCUAUGACUAAAGAGUUUAUUGAUGGAAGCUUACAAAAUGGAGGAAAAGUUCUUGUCCAUGGGAAUGCAGGUAUCUCUAGAAGUGCCGCCUUUGUUAUUGCAUACAUCAUGGAGACCUUUGGGAUGAAGUACAGAGAUGCAUUUGCUUAUGUCCAAGAAAGGAGAUUUUGUAUUAAUCCUAAUGCUGGAUUUGUCCACCAACUUCAGGAAUAUGAAGCCAUCUACUUAGCAAAAUUAACAAUACAGAUGAUGUCACCACUCCAGAUAGAAAGGUCCUUAUCUGUUCAUUCUGGUACCACAGGUAGUGUGAAAAGAACACAUGAAGAAGACGAUGACUUUGGAAGCAUGCAAGUGGCAACCGCACAGAACGGCUGACCUGUGACAACUGUUAAUUGCACAAGAUGGCUGACCUCUGAGGACUGUUAGAUGGGUGUGAGCUUCCAUCUGGGAAGGAGAGGAUCCUAGUGGUGAUAAUGUGACAUGGUAAACACACAAGUACUUUCUUUUCAAUUAUACGUUGCUUCCAGACAUGGUUCUCUGCAACUUGUUGAGCAACACUUUAAGAUGUUGGACUUCUGCAGUAGAUGGCGCUGAUGGGUGAUGGGUUUACUUUAAAAAAAAAAAAAAAAAAAAACUAUGGUUUUAUUAUAAACCAAGAAUUUUGGACUUGCAAAGAGGUAUUAUUGCAAUAAUGCACUUUUCAUACUUGAAAUUUAUUUGUAUGAUAUAAAGUUAUUACUUUAAACAAAAUGCAAGUUAGGGGGAUUUGUUUAUAGAUUUUGGAUAAUUUAUAACAAACAAAUUUCCUAAUGUUUCCUAAAAACUCAUUUUGUGUUAUAUAUAUUACAUUUAAAGUAAUUUUACAGUUCAAUUUUAUGAUGGAGCCUCUUACAGAAAUGUUAACAAAAUGUAGAACUCAUCCACGUUUUUUUUUUUUAGUAUAAUUCAGUAACUUGAUUACCAUUUUUUUAAACUUCUUGGUCCCAUAUCUUUAAAUCAUGACUUUAGCCAACUAGCCUACUUUACUAAUUUAAUACAGUUAAUACUUCCUUUCCAAUUGCCUCCCUUACUCUAAAUGAGAAAAGUUGAAAUGAUCAAAGAAAGAAGUCUUAUUUUCCAGAACCAGAUACUCAAAAAAUAAGGAUAGUGUUAUAUUUUCCGUAUGACUUUUUUCUCUUUACUGGUUAAGCCAAAUGUAGACUUGGUCUUUUCAGAGUUGCCUAGCUCUUCUAACUUUUAUCCAAAAUGGUUCAAAGUAGACCAAACCAAUGUAGCACUGUUUCUUCAAUAUGAAACCCCCAAAAGAAAAGUGCCUUGCAUCAACAAACAAGCAAAUCCUCAUGACUUCUAAAUUAGUAUAUAAAGCAGUGAAAAGCUAUUAACAUUUUUCUUUAAUUUAUUGUUUUAAAACCAUAAAUUAAAUCUGAUGCUUGAAGAAAGUAAAUUAUUUGGAAUGAGACAUUUACUUCUAUUUUACGUUGUAUUACUUCUGUGAGGUUCAGCUGACAGCUUUGCUUUGAAGAUGUAGCCAUUGGGGAAAACAGUUUGUGGGUGGCUUCAGUGUAUUGUAAAUUACUGUUUUGUUCCUAAAUUAACUCAAAUUUACACCAUAAUCUGCAUUACCAAUGUUGUCAUUUUAUGGCUCUUUAGUUUUCCAUGUUUUUAUCAAUAUGUAUAAAAGUUGUUCUACAAAAAAACAUUUUACUAUUGUAAGUGUGAUGUGCAGAAGAGAGAAGUGUUUUAACUUUUUGUAUGUGACUUUAGGGUAGCACAAACCCAGCUCCUUUAACAAGCUGAAUGUUCCUCAGUCCUCUUCCGAGGUGCUUUACUGUUGGGAAUGAUACCCGCACACUUCCAGGGUACCAUGAGGCACUGUGUAAGGUAACAAACAGGUUACACUUAAGUUACUUGGCUUUGCUCACCACCUUAUGACAUUAACAGCAUAGAAAGGCUCUUUGUCCUUCACAGUGGGAGCCUGAAUAUAAACCAGAAUUACUGUUACCUUGAUCUUUAUCCUCUUCUGGUUUCCAUCCCAUCUCCGAUCUUUCAGUUCUAAAACACAGCAUUGCUUUUAAUUCUAUUGUGUCACAGGCAUGGUGGUCUAGUAGAGCCAAGAUUGCAUUGAGUAUUCAAAAAUUCCUGUAUACACAUCACCACCGGACAGGUCAACAAAGAUCUCUCUUGGAGUCAACCCAUAAUCUAUGACUCGUUGAACAGAAAUUGUGCUUAUUAAAGCAAUCUCCAUUUUAAAAAAUGGUUUUUCCAAGAUGAGAUGUUUGAAAUAACUUUUUUUAAAGUAAGUUUUAUAAAAAUACAUGUUCCUCUUUAAAUAGGAGUCUGUCCAAAAACACAGAGGUUAUUGACAGUCAUUUGUAGCUGGUAAUUUUCCAUUUUUCUAUCCACUGUCAUUUUUUUUCUUUUCACAUAAAGUGCCUAUCCAGCACGAUAAACUGGAGAGUCAUAGACACUAGGACUGCUACCAUGUUGAGCACAGCUGAUAUGGACAGAUGAGGUUUGUCCUUCCAUAAGAAGCCUCCAAGCUUCUUUGAUUCCUCUGUAUUUACUGUCUAAGUAGCUGUCUUAGGUUCCAUUUCCAGUGUUUUGUAAGUCAACUAUGAUAAACUUAUCCAAUCAUGAUUUAUUCUCUAGACAACUUGAAUAAUGUAUGAAUGUUCACCCAGUUUCAACAUUAAAUAUGUAAGCUGGGCUCAUAAUUAAAACUAUACAUUUUUAUCAAAACAUAGGGAAUUUUAUUACUCCCCACUUUGAAAGUUUGAGACAGCUCCUGGAAACUGGAGUGGAGAAGGGAGUCUUCUCCUAAUUUAACUGAUUCCUGUUAGUUUCUUGUUUGUUAGAUGUUUUACCAACUCUAUGGUAGGAAGGAAUGUUCCAGUGUGAUAACUCUGCCACCAGCUUUCAACCGCUUCUAGAGCAGACUAUUCAUUUGAAAGGGGUGUAGGGUUGUACUUAAUCUGAGUCUAGAAGUAAUGUCAGAAAAAGUUAAGCAUGUCCUUUGUAAUAAAACAUAAGGUUCUUAAUUGUUUAAUUACUAUGGAAUUCAAAUUAAUUAGAAGUAUUUAAGUGCAAUCUUGAAUUAUGAAGUUGAGAUGUAUAUAUUAGGAUGUCAACUUGAUGUAAAGUAAAUAAGCAGUUACCUGAUGGAUCUUUUUUAAUAACUGGUUUAAUCCACAAUCCUAAAGCAUAGCUCCACCUCAGUAUUUACAGUAUCUUUGUCCAUUCAGCAACACUCCAAUGAGGAAAUAGUAGGAAAUAGCUGAGAAUUAUGCAAGGGUUUUAUUUUUUUUUAAUUAGGAAAAUAAGUUUCUAGAGUCUUGAGUGCUGGAUAAUUCUUUUGUCUUUCCCAUUCAUGGCAGCUAAAAAAAAAAAAAAAUCACUCAAAAUAUUCAGGUUUACAUGUUAUGCUUCUCUUACAGGGAGCUACCAUACCUCACAGUUCAAAGUGUUUUCUCAAUCAGUAACAUGAUAGUGACAUGUAAUUGCAAUUUACUAUGCAGCAAAAGUGACUCAAGAAAAGUAACAUACGUGUCUAUUUACCUCUGUAUAGGCAAUUGCUUACGUUAUUCUACAUUUAACAUUUGUACUCAGAUAAAAUACUUAUGUAUGUAUAGGAAUGUCACAGUGCAAGAUGCUGCUAGCCUGGGCACAAAGUAUUAAAAUUAUUUUGUGAAGACUGGUGGUUGUAUUAAAACUGUUGUGCCAUUGUACUUCAAA